AGUCCUCCUCCAAUCAAAUGGGACCAGACUUUACUUGCCAUCCAAGACAACCGCCUUUAAAUUCGACACUGCAAGUCCAUGGAGUCUUCAUACCAAAUUACCAGUUAGUGUACUUCUCUUGAUUCCCACACAGCCUCAAUAUACGUGUACCUAGAAAAACCUUCCAACCUCAAAAGAUCUCGAACAUCCAACCCCUCCGGCCUUCAAAACAAAAAAAAAAAAAAAAAAAAACAAAUCCCACAAUGUUGGCAACACCUAUGACUCUGUUGUGGGCAUCACUGACCUCUUCCGUAACCAGCAUCCUGCUUCUGUGGCCAAUCUUUGAACGAUCUUGUCCUGAUGGCCUUCGACGAUACUUUGAUAAAUAUACAAGCAUAAUCACCGGCUACUUCAAUCCCUACAUUGAUAUUUCGUUCUCUGAUGUCUCUGAAGUUUGGUUCAAGCGUAGCGAUGCCUAUUUAACUGUUGAGACUUACCUCAGCAACAAGGCUCCCAAGAGCGCUAAACGACUCAAAGCUGAGUUGGGAAAAGAAAGUAGCAAAGUGGUUUUGAGUCUGGAUGUGAAUCAGAGAGUGGUGGAUGAGUUUCGAGGUGUCAAAAUUUGGUGGACGUCAAACAAAGAUGUCAACAGAUCAAGAUUCUCCAAUUCUCCCGACGAGACCACGAUGUCGUACAUGCUCACGUUUCAUAAGAGAUACCGUGACCUAAUGGUUGACUCAUAUUUGGAGCAUGUUAUGAAGGAAGGGAAGGAAAUUGGUGUGAGGAAUCGGCAGAGGAAGCUCUACACGAAUUGUCCUAAUGACAAGUUGCCAUGGUACAUGAAUCGAAGCCUGUGGAGUAGCAUCUUUUUCGAGCAUCCAGCUAACUUUGAAAGAAUCGGUUUGGAUCCAGAGACAAAGCAGGAUAUUGUUGACGACCUGUUGACUUUCAGCAAGAGUAAGAACUAUUAUGAAAAGAUUGGGAAGCCAUGGAAGAGGGGUUAUCUUCUCUAUGGCCCUCCUGGGACAGGGAAGUCAACGAUGAUUGCAGCAAUAGCAAACCUGUUGGAGUAUGAUGUCUAUGAUCUUGAGCUCACAGCAGUGAAGGAUAACACGGAGCUGCGAAAGCUUAUGAUCGAGACUACUGCUAAGUCCAUCAUCGUGAUCGAGGACAUCGACUGCUCACUUGAUCUUACUGGUCAAAGAAAGAAGAAAACAAAGAAAUCUUCAGAUGAUGAUGAUGAGAACGAAAUUCCCAAGAAAGGUGCCAAGGAAGAGGAGAAAAGUAAUAAGGUCACACUUUCUGGGCUGUUGAAUGUUAUUGAUGGACUGUGGUCGGCUUGUGGGGGAGAGAGGCUGAUUAUUUUUACUACAAAUUUUGUGGAGAAGCUGGAUCCUGCACUCAUAAGGAAAGGUAGAAUGGACAAGCAUAUUGAGCUCUCUUACUGCAGUUUUGAGGCAUUCAAGGUGCUCGCAAAGAAUUACCUGGAUCUUGAAAAGCAUCCGAUGUUUGACACAAUACAGAGGUUGAUCGGGGAGACGAAGAUCAUACCUGCUGAUGUUGCAGAGAACCUUAUGCCAAAGUCGUCAAAAGAUGAUGCAGAUAAAUGCCUAUCGAAGUUGAUAAAGGCUCUAGAGCAAGCAAAGGAAGAAGCAGCAAAGAAGAAAGAUGAAGAGAAACUGAAAGAGGAAGAAGCGGCAAAGAAGAAAGAUGCAGGAGAAUUGAAAGGACUGAAUGUGAAAGAAGAAGCCCAGAAGAAAGAAAAUGAUGAGGUGAAAGUGAAAGAGGAAGAUCAAGCAGCAAAGGGGAAAGAUGAAGAUGUGAAAGUGGAAUAGAAUGAACCGAACCUAUGGCCCGGAAGUGUUCGCCAUGACCAAAAAAAAUAUAUAUAUAUAUUCUAGCUCCAUAUUUAAUUUGUAUAGUGUGCGCAUGUGGUCAUGUUUAUUAUUUCUCGUCCAAAAAAAGUGUGUAUAUGUAUAUAGUGUGAUGUGUGAUGAAUUUAUUAUUUGAUCUAAUGUAAGUAUAAAUUAGUCGUUGUAAUGAAUUAGCUAUAUAUAUUGUAAUAUUAGAAUUUAAAA
This is a messenger RNA of Juglans microcarpa x Juglans regia, 2057 nucleotides long. RefSeq names its product AAA-ATPase At3g28580-like. Gene Ontology annotation, molecular function: ATP hydrolysis activity; ATP binding. The record is from RefSeq and is a predicted model, not a curated record. The transcript has a single exon. Bases 243 to 1814 code for a protein of 523 amino acids. Lineage: Eukaryota; Viridiplantae; Streptophyta; Magnoliopsida; Fagales; Juglandaceae.